Bombus pascuorum is the source of this 1299-nucleotide messenger RNA. RefSeq lists its product as uncharacterized. NCBI's taxonomy places the organism in Eukaryota, Metazoa, Arthropoda, Insecta, Hymenoptera, Apidae. Gene Ontology annotation, biological process: inositol metabolic process; signal transduction; phosphatidylinositol phosphate biosynthetic process. Gene Ontology annotation, molecular function: inositol monophosphate 1-phosphatase activity. The record is from RefSeq and is a predicted model, not a curated record. The transcript has 5 exons. Bases 75 to 953 code for a protein of 292 amino acids.
UUCGCGAACGAAUGUUUAGUUUAAACAACCUAUUAGUACAGUGACAGCAAGUCAGUGAUCCCUAUUUAGUCAAUAUGAUCGAUCAACAAGAAUUGAAUUGUUAUUACGAUUUCGUUUUGAAGCUUACCAUCGAAUCUGGGAAGGUAAUUCGGGAUGCGAUUGAAGGAUGCAAAAAUAUCGAAACUAAAGCUGGAGAUUGGGAUUUAGUAACUCAAUUUGACAAGAAAGUUGAAGAAAUUUUAAUAUAUAGCUUGGCCAAAGAGUUUCCUACACACAAAUUUAUUGCUGAAGAAACAGUUUCGUCCACAAAUUAUUUACCAGAAUUAACAGACGAUCCUACGUGGAUCAUUGACCCGAUUGAUGGAACCACAAAUUUUGUACACUCCUUUCCUUUCACUUGUAUAUCGAUUGGACUGGCAGUAAAAAAAGAACUAGAAAUUGGUAUUGUUUAUAAUCCUGUAUUAGAACAAUUAUUCACAGCUAAGAGAGGACGUGGAGCCUACUUAAAUGGGAAGCUUAUUAAAAGCUCUAGUAUAGAAAAACUGGAGCAUUCCUUACUUUGUUUAGAGGUUUCUUAUGCAACAAUCGAGAAUAUCAGGGACAUUACUCUUGGCAGAGUGGAAGCUUUCGUUUCGGUAGCACAUGGGAUACGAACAAUAGGAUCAGCGGCAUUGAGUCUGUGUUAUGUAGCAAUGGGUGCAGCAGAAGGGUACCACACCGACAAUUUGAUGCCAUGGGAUGUAGCUGCUGGUGUACUUAUCAUUCGAGAAUCGGGAGGUGUAGUAAUAGAUACAAAUGGAGGAGAAUUCAAUAUCAUGGCACCAAGAGUAUUAGCAGCCGGUAAUCAUAAGUUGGUCAAUGAAUUGGUAAAAUUAAUAAAAGAAGCCGAUACAAAAACGUUGGGGAAGAAGUUUAGAAACGAAAUAAAAAAUAUAAAUAUAACUACUUGUUAAAAAUUCUAAUAAAUUUCAUUUUACUUCGUAAUUCUCUCGAUUAAAAUGUCGACUAAGAAUAACUGAGAUUUAGAAGCGAACAUGUAUUAAGUUUUAGAAUAUAUUAGUAAUUUUACCAACCAAAAUACAAAAUUUAAAUUAACAAUAGGAUAAUGUAAUAUGCCUAAGUAAUUUCAUUCAAAUUAGUUGUAUGCGUACGAUCCUAUGAUAUACCAAUUGUAGCCCAAAAUUAUAUUUUUAAAUAAUUUCGUAAAUCUUUUUGAUAUGAGUUAAGUAUAAUAGAUUUAUAACGGGCCUAUAUUUUUAAUGUAAAGAGGUGUCAAAUUAGAAUACAAAACAAUUGACA